AUAAACUGCACGAUUAUACAUGGAGAACUUUUAUUUUCUCGCUCAAAAACAAUAGCUCUUUUUAUUGGAAUGAAAAUAAUUUAGUGCCCCAUAUAUGGGAACAGGAUUAAACGAAAAACGGCUUCACCUUACGGCCUAGUCGUUCGAUACCACAUUUCGAUACCAAUAGCGCCCAUACAAAAUUUGCGGCAAGAUAAUUCCUGCCAAAAUUAGCAACACGACAAAUCUAAUGAAGCGGUGCCUGCAAGAAGACCGAGCCGGGCCGUCAUCCUCUCUCUCUGCCACACCUGGAGGCUCCUUCCGCCACAGAGCGUCCUUCAACACGCCCACCACACACUGAAGGCAGCGGCGCUAAGAGUGGGAUUCUGACAGAGGAGGCCAAAGCUUCCUUUAAGAUCUGUUUGCUGUGGAGGACAGAGAUGACUGCCAUUAGCACUACAGAGACGAGUCAGACACGUAAAACACUACAGAUGAUUCCAUCUAUGCUGUCUUCAUGAGUCCAGUAACCUGUGAUGCUGUCUGAUGUGCCAGCACCAUCCACACCCUCAGAGCGUACAUUUUCUACUGCUGGGGACAUUAUCAGUCAGGAGCACUCUUGCUUGAAAAGCAGACUUGCUGAGUGAUUUAAAGAUUUUACGCAGCUGUGAGCCCCACAUACUGACGACAAACUGUUAAUUUCCAACUAAAAACUGUUUAAACUUUAUUAAAACCAUUAACACUAAUGUAUUGUGUUGGUUACACUUUGUUCCUUUUUGCUUUUUAAACAAAAAGAAAAAUUGGUAUCGAAAAAGGUAUCGUUUAGGAAUCGGUAUCGAAGUCAAGGUAUCGAAUCGAAAUCGAAAAUUUUGGAACGAUACCCAGCCCUACACAGUGCACCUCACGAACCCCCUGCAAUUCCCUCGUGAACCACCAGGGGUUCGCAAACCUUAGUUUGGGAAGCCCUGAAUUGGACCAAUCUACCUUUUUAAAAAUGAAAAUGGCAAGCAUGAUGUCAAAUGGAUCUCAGCUGUGUCGUCUGGUUGCUGUGGUGGCAUUUGUAGGUUUUGUGAUCUUGUUCUGGUUCUCAACUCUCAACAACUGUCCAUCACUUCAACAAGGUCAGCACACACAGAAAACACAGCAAAAAGAAAACACCACACCUGCUCCUGCUAAGGACGAGAAACCCAUACUGCUGUUAUGGUUCUGGCCUGAAGAUUUCCGCUUUAGCCUGAAUGACUGUAAAACUAUUUUCAAUAUCGACAGUUGCCUUCUGACGGAUGACAGAUCUCUUUACAGCACUGCAGACGCUGUCCUCAUCUACCACAAAUCCAUUAGCUGGGACCUGUCCAACCUUCCACCAUCUCCUCGUCCCCUGUUCCAAAAGUGGAUCUGGUUUAAUCUCGAAUCGCCCACAAACACAGCAAGAAAACCAGGUAUUGAAAACCUGUUCAAUCACACACUCAGCUACAGACAGGAUGCUGACAUCUUCACGCGGUUGUCCUUGACCAUCAACAAAACUCCGAAUGAGAAUUUCACAAUUCCUAAAAAGGACAAACUGGUCUGUUGGAUCGUAAGUAACAAUGCUGCCAUAACAGGUGUCGACGCGAGGAACGCUUACUACAAUGAACUUAAAAAGCAUGUCUAUAUACAUAUGUUUGGAAAAGCUUACGGAACGUUCCUGGAUCACAAAGACUAUUAUCCCACCAUAGCCAGCUGCAAAUUUUAUCUGUCUUUUGAGAAUUCCAUCCACAAGGACUACAUCACGGAAAAGUUUAACGGACCUCUGUCAGCAGGUACUGUACCUGUGGUGCUGGGACCUCCCAGAAAGAACUAUGAGAACUUUGUACCGCGUGACGCCUUCAUUCACGUGGACGACUUCCCAGACGCAAAGUCACUGGCAGAAUAUCUGACGCAGCUGGACAGAGAUGAAGAUGCGUAUCGCAGGUACUUUAACUGGAGGAGACAUUUCUCAGCACAACCUCAUUUACUGCUGCAACAAGAGUUUGAUCUGCCCAUCUGCGACGCCUGUGAAUACAUAGCAACACACAAGCAUUAUAAAGAAAUUCACGAUCUCUAUGAAUGGUAUCACAAAUAAUAGCCCCUCAAAAGUCCAGUUGCCUGUGUAAUGGAUGAAAUACUGUAUAGUGAUAAAGACAUAAAAGAAAAUGAAUAAGCAUUGUGGAGAGGGCUAUGAAGAUCUGUGAAGACAAAUGAUGGACUAGAAACUUUUUGUAGUUAAUGCCAGACAAUCAUGCUUAUUGGGUUUCAAAUGGUGAAAGAAGAGAGUGAAAAGUGGAGGAAGUGAUGCCAGAAAAACAUGCUGGUACAAUACUGUGAAUCUACAGGUGUAUCCAGCUGGUUUAAACAAUAUUACGCUAUUUAUAUCUCCGAUUGGGUGAUUCUCAGAAACCACUGAAACAUCAUGGCAGUAAAGAUUUGAAUUAUAAAACAUAAAAUUUGGUAACACAAAAAAUGAUCACAAUAAAUAUAAUCGUGUUCUCCACCUUGGACAAAACAUCAUUUAUUAUUAUGUAUUUAUUGAAAAUGAAACUCUCAUAACGUAACGCGUUCCGAUUUGUCUAAGUGCAUUAUAUGUUGUAAUUUAAACAGAAAUAUUGAGGAAAAACAAUUGGAUGUUCUACGUAUGUUCUGAAAUGACAAAACAUGACACAGAAAGAUUGACAGAAUAUUCAUGUAUCAUAAAAAUGAAGAAAUAGUCGAAGAAAAGUGUUCAGAACUGAUAUUCUCAUCCUCUGUGAUGUUUUUUUAAAGACUGUUUAAACACGCACAACAACAUUUACAUUAAGUUUGAUUUUAUGUGAAGAAACACAUCUACUAGUACCUUUUAAAUGGCCAACAACACUAAAAAAAAUCUGUAAACUGGAAAAGCAGAAAUAUACCGUAAAUUAUUUUUUUCCUGUAAAAUUAUAGGAUAUAAGGAAAUAUAUAAAAUAUUUUCCCCGUUUUUCUUGUAAACUUGUUGUCUUUUUCUGUAAUUUUAUAGUUUUUGACUUUCCGAAAUUUUUUGGCAGCUGGGGGGCCAGAAAUAAACUGUAAAAUAACGUUUUUUCCCUGUAAAAUUACAUCCCUCCUGUUUUUCUUGUAAAUUUGCUGUCUUUUGCUGUAAUUAUACGGUUUUUGCCCGUAUUCAGUAAAAAAAAAAAAAACAGUAAAAUUUAGUUUUGUUUUUUUACGUGAAAAUCUAUAAAAAUGAACAGAAAAAAUUGGUAAAAUUACAGUUUUUUUUUACAGUGAAUGUAAACAAAUUACAUUAUAUUUUUCAAGUUAAAAACUUAAUUUUCUCUUGUCACGCUGUGUACACAACUUUUUUAUGCUCGUUAUGUCAUGAUUCUGCCUCAGGUCAGGUCUUUCUUGGUCUAGUUGCAGGAUCAUGGCAGAGCCUCAUGUUUUGUGUGGAGAGAGACAUAGUAUUGUUGUCAUGACAUAAUAUGCGCUCUCUCUGGUCUCGUCUAUGCCCCCCCCUCUCGUUCCCUCGUUUACCUUUCCAUCAGUGUUUCAUUCCCGACACCUGUUCCUUGUUAUUUACCCUUUGUUAGUCUCCCCUAUUUAAAGCCCUCUUUUGUCCUGUGUUCGUGCGUUCGUUUGACUCAUUCCCUGUUACCUUGUCUGCCUUGUUCCUGUCCUGGUCCAGAAAAGUGUGAGCUUUGUUGGUUUUGAUUCCGUUCUUGUUUUUGCCCCCUUGCGGGAAGUGUUUGUUUGCCUUGUUUAUUUUUCCCUUGGUUCCUGGUUUAUUUCCUGUUUUGCCCCCUCGUUGGUUUUUGAUUUAUGUAAUUAAAGUCUCUUUGUUAUUCCUAUACUGUUUGGGUUCUGUACACAAAUCCUGACACAUUAAAUACAAUACAGGUUGUUUUUCACAUUAAAAAAUUAUACAUGUAUAAUAUUCUACUAAAAUAUAAUUAAUUAAUCUCUUAUGUAUGAUUAAUAAAAACUUGCUUUUUAGCAAAACAUGCUAUGAAAUUGACAGUUUUAAAUGGUUUAAACGGUAAUGAGAAUUUUUAAGGCCUUUUUAUGUAAAAAUGUUUAAAAUUGUGUUUAAGGGUCAGUAAAAGUUUUGAAAUGAACGCCUUUAAACAUGCCAUAUCUUGUUUUAAAUUAAUACAAAGGGAAUUUGUUGAUACAAGUGUUAUUAAGAAAAUCAUGUUGACAUCUUGAAACCAAGAUUUCGUGAGAAUCGCCCGAUUACUAAAGUCUCCAAACAUCUCGGCGUGUCUUCAGACGCCUGACAUCACUCGCACAUGCCUUGCUGAACUUGACUUGAACUUUGCUUUUGUAUCGUAGAUUUUCUGUGGUUUGUUACAUUUCUUUAACCUGUGUUUAUCUGUCAGGGAUCCUGGAUUAAUGUGUCUAUGUUUUAUAAGCCUGUCUUUGGUAUACAGUUCAUUGCACAGCAAGAACAUCCGUGAACUACCAACUACCAAACACAGGAUUUUUUUACAAAGGGGUUUAAUGAAUCUUAAUUUGACUUCAAUUAUUUUGUAUUAGUUUAAGGUUAUAUGUUUUGUAAACUGCACAAAAUUGUUGGUUUAUUCAUGUCUCCUUUGCCCUUCAGUUGGUGCUUCAAGUGUGGUUUGAUUUUUUUCUUUAACUAUUUAAAGAUCAUUUCUAUUAAAAAAAAUCAUUUAAGACACGUGUUUUCUUUUGUGAGUUAUGUUGUGGAAUAAAAGCUUUGCUUGGCA
Molecule: messenger RNA, 4676 nt
Organism: Triplophysa rosa
Lineage: Eukaryota; Metazoa; Chordata; Actinopteri; Cypriniformes; Nemacheilidae
Product: 4-galactosyl-N-acetylglucosaminide 3-alpha-L-fucosyltransferase 9-like
Exons: 3
Coding region: 971-2074 (367 amino acids)
Cellular component (GO): membrane
Molecular function (GO): alpha-(1->3)-fucosyltransferase activity
Source: RefSeq, a predicted model, not a curated record